Molecule: messenger RNA, 2251 nt
Organism: Chionomys nivalis (European snow vole)
Lineage: Eukaryota; Metazoa; Chordata; Mammalia; Rodentia; Cricetidae
Gene: Wif1
Product: WNT inhibitory factor 1
Exons: 10
Coding region: 382-1521 (379 amino acids)
Biological process (GO): anatomical structure development
Cellular component (GO): cell surface; extracellular region
Molecular function (GO): signaling receptor binding
Source: RefSeq, a predicted model, not a curated record
AGCGCUCGCCGGUGCCAGCCUUUCCCGCGGUUCCACCCUCCAGCGUGUGAUCGUCUUGUUGCUGGCACUGCGGGACGUGCUGGCACCCCCAGCUUUGCUAGCCUCGGGUCUCUGCGGUCCCCUCUCCCUGCAGGCCCCCUCCUUCUGCGCGGCCGCGCAUACACUCCCUCCUUGCUCCCUCCUCUCCAGCACUCCCAGGCUCACUCGCACUGGAGACCGGAGACUUGAAAGUCCAGCCGUUUUAAGUAGCAACAGCUCCAGCCCCGCCAGCUGCAACCAGAAAAAGAAAAAAGAAAAAGAAAGAAAGCCGAGAAUUUCACAAGCGCAGGUUGUCGCUGCGGCGGCAGGAGUUGCUCCACCAGGGAGAAGGUCCUGAGCAGCAUGGCCCGGAGAAGCGCUGUCCCAGCUUUUGCGCUCCGGCUCUGGAGCAUCCUACCUUGCCUACUCUUCCUGCGAGCAGAUGCUGGGCAGCCGCCAGAGGAGAGUUUGUACCUGUGGAUCGACGCCCAUCAGGCGAGAGUGCUCAUAGGAUUUGAAGAAGAUAUUCUGAUUGUCUCAGAGGGGAAAAUGGCCCCCUUCACACAUGAUUUCAGGAAAGCCCAACAGAGAAUGCCAGCCAUUCCUGUCAAUAUCCACUCCAUGAAUUUUACCUGGCAAGCGGUGGGGCAGGCAGAAUACUUCUAUGAAUUCCUCUCUCUUCGCUCCCUGGAUAAAGGCAUCAUGGCAGACCCAACUGUCAAUGUCCCUCUGCUGGGAACAGUGCCUCACAAGGCAUCAGUUGUGCAGGUUGGUUUCCCGUGUCUUGGCAAACAGGAUGGUGUGGCAGCAUUUGAAGUGAACGUGAUUGUCAUGAACUCUGAAGGCAACACCAUCCUUCAGACCCCUCAAAAUGCUAUCUUCUUUAAAACAUGUCAGCAAGCCGAGUGUCCCGGAGGGUGUCGGAACGGAGGCUUCUGUAACAAAAGGCGGGUCUGUGAGUGUCCCGAUGGCUUCUACGGGCCUCACUGUGAGAAAGCUCUCUGCAUACCUCGGUGUUUGAAUGGCGGCCUGUGUGUCACUCCUGGCUUCUGCAUCUGCCCACCUGGAUUCUAUGGAGUCAACUGUGAUAAAGCAAACUGCUCGACUACUUGCCUUAAUGGGGGUACCUGCUUCUACCCAGGAAAAUGCAUUUGCCCUCCAGGACUCGAGGGAGAGCACUGUGAGAUGAGCAAAUGCCCACAGCCCUGCCGAAAUGGAGGGAAAUGCAUUGGGAAAAGCAAAUGCAAGUGUCCCAAAGGUUACCAAGGAGACCUCUGUUCUAAGCCCGUCUGCGAGCCUGGCUGCGGAGCUCACGGAACCUGCCACGAGCCCAACAAAUGCCAGUGUCGAGAAGGCUGGCACGGAAGACACUGCAAUAAAAGGUACGGAGCCAGCCUCAUGCAUGCCCCGAGGCCAGCAGGCGCCAGGCAGGAGCAGCACACGCCUCCCCUUAAAAAGGCCGAGGAGCCACAGGAUCCACCUGAAUCCAAUUACAUCUGGUGAACUCCACCAGCUGAAACGGCUCAAGUUACACUAAGUUCGUAGGCUUCGUUAACCUUUCAUGUGUUGAACGUUCAAGUGAUGCUCACUACACUUUAGAAUACUGGCCUGAAUUUUAUUAGCUUCGUUAUAAAUCACUGAGCUGAUAUUUACUCUUCCUUUUAGGCUUUCUAAGUAUGUCUGGCAUGGUGGUAUAGAUUUUCCUCCGUCGGUCCUUUGGAACAGAUCUUACGUCAGUUGAUCACAUUAAGAAUUUGUCUUUUUGGUGUGUAGUUGGCAGAUAUUUGAAAAUUAAAAUGCAUUUGUGGUAUGAGGGUGGGGAAUAAAUAUUAGAGGGUUAAACUGGCAAAGAUACAUAAAUCACAAGGGUUUGGAUAAAACAGUUAAUAGUAUUAAAGCUACAGCAUUUCAAAUUUUAUUGUCAAAUAUCUGGACAAUAUUUGAAAUAGUUAAUAUUUCAAUUGCCCUCCCUUAUCCUGAGGUGCAUACAAUAUUAUUUCGCCCUUACUAUUAUUCUAGACAGUUUAGUUUUGAGGGGGAACAAAGUAAAAAAAAAUUACACUGUGUUAGUGGCAUUUAAACAAUAUAAUAUAUUGUAAACACAACGAAAUAAGGAAUAUAAUGUAUGAAGUCUUUUCAUUGGAUGGAAACAAUAUAAUAUAUUGUAAACGAAACAUGGCUCUUACAUAAUAAACGUUUUAUACUGUUUGUAUGUAGGAAACAAAAAAAGGCA